CACCACGUAUAUAUAUCCCCAUAUCCUCACACUCUUAUCCUCCAAACCCUAGCCGCUGCUACUCACCGAAGCUCCAUUCGGAAAAACUAGGGUUCACCCAUCCCCCCUUCUCUCUCUCCAACAAUGGCGGACGUGGAAAUGGACGUGGCGGCGGGGCAGCCGAAGAAGAGGACGUUCAAGAAGUUCAGCUUCAGGGGAGUCGAUUUGGACGCUCUGCUCGACAUGUCCACCGAUGAGCUCGUCAAGCUCUUCACUGCCCGUGCUCGCAGAAGGUUCCAAAGAGGUUUGAAGAGGAAGCCCAUGGCUUUGAUCAAGAAAUUGCGCAAAGCGAAACGGGAAGCUCCAGCUGGUGAGAAGCCAGAUCUUGUCAAAACCCACUUGCGCAAUAUGAUCAUCGUGCCUGAGAUGAUAGGAAGCGUCAUUGGGGUGUACAACGGCAAGACAUUCAACCAAGUUGAAAUCAAGCCUGAAAUGAUUGGUCAUUAUUUGGCCGAGUUCUCGAUCUCGUACAAGCCAGUCAAGCAUGGGAGACCCGGUAUUGGUGCUACUCACUCCUCAAGGUUCAUUCCUCUUAAGUGAGAUUCCUGUUGCUGGUGUUUAUGGUUCUGGUGCUACCCACUCCCCUGAUGGUUCAUUCCUCUGUGAAGUGAAGCACCUUUGGCAAGCAAAAUCUGGAAAUGAGACUUUUAUUUUCGAGUAACAUCUAUGUUUAUUCAAUUUGAAUGGUCGUGUGUUAGUAACUUCAAUAUGUUGCUGGAUUUUGAAUUUAGAUGAUCUAGCCCAGACGAUUUUUGGUUUUAGUUAUGUGGUUUUGCCGGGGGCAUAAUUUGAGUAUUUUGCAAUGCUUUAUAAAGUUCUGAUGCA
Rhododendron vialii is the source of this 864-nucleotide messenger RNA. RefSeq names its product small ribosomal subunit protein uS19. Gene Ontology annotation, molecular function: RNA binding; structural constituent of ribosome. The record is from RefSeq and is a predicted model, not a curated record. Gene Ontology annotation, biological process: translation; ribosomal small subunit assembly. The transcript is spliced from 4 exons. The coding region runs from base 124 to 579 and encodes 151 amino acids. Gene Ontology annotation, cellular component: cytosolic small ribosomal subunit; ribosome. Lineage: Eukaryota; Viridiplantae; Streptophyta; Magnoliopsida; Ericales; Ericaceae.